UAAAUUCAAGAUGGCGACUGUGAGGUCAUCAUCUACGAGGAAAAGAACCAAACGCACAGAAGAAAUACCAGAGGAUGUAGGCUUACAAGCAAGUGGAUUCAAGUUCUCGCGCCAGAGUCGCUACCGAAAGGCUCCUCAGAAAAAAGGAACUGCAAAGAAAAGUGAACAAAAGAAAAGAAGAUCAAGCUUUGUUAGAGGGAGGAAGGAACGCAAGUCUCUUGUGUUUUCAUCUGCAAAGUCUGAGCUUUAUAAAGAGAUUCCUACUGAUUUGACACCUGAGGAAAGACUAAAAAAGUUAUUUGAAGCCUGUCUUAAGGGAGCAUUGGAGAAACUGGAGAACAAUCCAUUGCAAUAUGAAGUUGACAGUAUACCAAACUUUAAUGCAGAAGCAAAAGAAGUGUUCAGCCAUUUGCAAACAGUGAUAUCAGACAGCAAUAUUGUGAAUGAAGCUUUUAAAUCUGCUACCAGCAAAAUGAAGCAGAUACCCAACCCUAAAAAUGAAGAACUGGAGGCUAAAGCGGCAUCAAGGCUGGCUGUUACUGAAAGGCUGAAGGCAGAGAACAAGAAGUGGGAUGAAUUACUGUCCUUGCAUAAAAGCAAUAUGGAAAAAAAAGAUAGAGAAAACCAAGAAGAUGAUGUGAAAUCCACAGAUCAGUGUCCAGACUUCCUGUCCCCUGAACAGCACCAGCUGCUCUCUGGAAAGCCAUCAUUGAAAGGGGUAAUGGACAGACUUCAUGAAACAAAACUCAAAAUGAUAUUACAGGCAGAUGCAAUCGCCACAUCUAUAAAUACCAGUAAGGAGUAUGAAGCAGUAAGUAGCAGCUUCAUAAGCGAGCAAGUGAAAAAAUUUGCCGGCACAACGUUUGAGGCAGUUAAAGAGACAGGGACGCCUCGAACAGUGAUUCCUCGGUUACUUAAAAAGCUGUUUUAGACGUCAAUCCACCGUUGGAAAUCUUCAUUUUUUUCACACACCUUAUUUUGUAUUCGUAUCUAUGUUACUGAAUCACUGUGAACAUUUCUGACUAAUAACCGAUGGUUCUUAGCUUAUUGAAGAUAAACAUAUUUUGUUUUAGUCAUCAAACUGUAUAUAUUAUCACCUUUAUUUCAUCGCCCUAACGAAGGGCUAACGCCAAGGUGGCCAAUUUACAUUAUCUACUCAGUUGAAAGACCAACUAUCUUGAAAUACCCCUACCCAC
Molecule: messenger RNA, 1196 nt
Organism: Pocillopora verrucosa
Lineage: Eukaryota; Metazoa; Cnidaria; Anthozoa; Scleractinia; Pocilloporidae
Biological process (GO): cell division; mitotic sister chromatid segregation
Cellular component (GO): MIS12/MIND type complex
Source: RefSeq, a predicted model, not a curated record